Messenger RNA from Rhineura floridana, 3967 nucleotides. RefSeq names its product frizzled class receptor 10 (gene FZD10). The coding region runs from base 1024 to 2778 and encodes 584 amino acids. The transcript has a single exon. NCBI's taxonomy places the organism in Eukaryota, Metazoa, Chordata, Lepidosauria, Squamata, Rhineuridae. The record is from RefSeq and is a predicted model, not a curated record. Gene Ontology annotation, molecular function: Wnt-protein binding; Wnt receptor activity. Gene Ontology annotation, biological process: non-canonical Wnt signaling pathway; canonical Wnt signaling pathway. Gene Ontology annotation, cellular component: plasma membrane.
CUCUUGAGAGCGAGCGCGCGUCGCUUUUACGCACGAAUCUCUCUCUCUCUCUCCACCCGAAGCCCGCUCUUUGGAGAGGAAAGCAUACAUAGGAGAUUCAGGGUCGGCGCGUGUAUUGCGGAAGGAGGUUUGGUGCUUUCUCUCUCUCUCCCCCCCCCCAGCGCUUUUUACCCCAGUGCUUUCGAGAUCGCCUUCCCUUUGCAAUCGGAUCUGCCCCCUCCCCACAGCCCGACGCCCUACAAGCCCCACCUCUUGGGGAAAGGCGGAGGGGGGAGUAGAGAGUGAGCGGAAAGUGUGGAGAGGUGGGUUCGUCGGAGGCACAAAUCGGGGAGAGAGAAAGUGGAAAACAGAGAGAGCGACGGCAAGGAAAAGACUGGACAGAAAGAGAAGCUGCCACGCCGCUUUCGGACAUGUGUACCGGAGGGGCGGUGAUCGCUGGAAUUGUUAUUUAUUUAUUUUGAAUCAGCAACUUUAGAAGGAGUGGAGGACAUUGGCCGUCCCUGCGAUCGUGGUCGGAAACAGCGGCUGUCGCAGAGGGAGAAAAAAACCGUCCGGAGGACUUAAAGACGAAAAAUAGCCCUCACCAACUUAAGCGUUCUCUCCUCGGUGCAGUAAGUUUGCUUGCGGAUGGGGGAGUAAAACGCCGAGAGGGUCCUCCUCUCCAGCGUCCCCCUCCCCGGCCCACCUCCACCUUUGCCCUACCGAGUUUGGAAACUGACCGGGAUGGACUUCGCCAGGAAGAUCUCGCCGGUUUUGAUGCAAAGCUCUUAACCGGAGUUGAAGGGGACAUAUUUUGGGGGGUGAGGGUGAGAAGGACUUGCUAUGCUGCAGCCCCCUGAGGAGUGGAUUGGAUGUCUCCCCUUCUGGGGGGGCUCCUGGCGAAAGUUGGGAGCGAUGGUGGCCGAGGAAGGGGCUUCAGGACAGCUGAUUUGAUCGCCACCUCCACCAGCAGAUAUUCUCCUUCCAGAUAUUGUCCAAGAAGCGGGCACAGCAACGUGGUCGGCUGGCUCCAGGGUGAUCAGCAUGGGUGCAUCCUGGAGAAGCUUCGGAGGGACUCUGGGCAUCAUCUUGCAGCUGGUCUGUACCUGCUUUGGCAUCAGCUCCAUUGAUAUUGACCGGCCUGGGGAUGGCAGGUGCCAGCCCAUCGAGAUCCCCAUGUGCAAGGACAUUGGCUACAACAUGACCAGGAUGCCCAACCUGAUGGGGCACGAGGACCAGCGUGAGGCGGCCAUCCAGCUCCACGAGUUUGCCCCCUUGGUGGAGUACGGCUGCCACGGCCACCUCAAGUUCUUCCUCUGCUCCCUCUAUGCCCCCAUGUGCACCGAGCAGGUCUCCACCCCCAUCCCGGCCUGCCGGGUGAUGUGCGAGCAGGCCAGGCUCAAGUGCUCGCCCAUCAUGGAGCAGUUCACCUUCAAAUGGCCUGACUCCCUGGACUGCAGCAAGCUGCCCAACAAGAACGAUCCAAACUACCUGUGCAUGGAAGCCCCCAACAAUGGCUCUGAAGAGCCCCCAAGGGGCUCCAGCAUACUGCCCCCUAUGUUCCGGCCCCAGAGACCCGAGAGCACCAACCAUGAUCUGCAGCAGCAGCAGCACAAGGAUGGCCUUGGGCGGACGACCUGUGAGAACCCUGGCAAGUUCCACCAUGUGGAGAAGAGUGCUUCCUGUGCCCCACUCUGCACUCCCGGGGUCGACGUCUACUGGAGCCGCCAUGACAAGCAGUUUGCCAUCAUCUGGAUUGCUGUCUGGUCCAUCCUCUGCUUCUUCUCCAGCGCUUUCACCGUCCUCACCUUCCUGAUAGACCCCCAGCGCUUUAAGUACCCCGAGAGGCCCAUCAUCUUCCUGUCCAUGUGCUACUGUGUCUACUCGGUGGGAUAUAUCAUCCGCCUCUUCUCUGGGGCCGAGAGCAUCGCAUGCGACCGGGACAGCGGCCAACUCUAUGUAAUCCAGGAAGGCUUGGAGAGCACCGGAUGUACCCUUGUCUUCCUUGUUCUGUAUUAUUUCGGCAUGGCCAGCUCGUUGUGGUGGGUGAUCUUGACUUUAACUUGGUUCCUGGCUGCUGGGAAAAAAUGGGGACAUGAGGCCAUCGAGGCCAACAGUAGCUACUUUCACUUGGCAGCCUGGGCCAUCCCAGCAGUGAAGACCAUCAUGAUCUUGGUGAUGCGGAGGGUGGCUGGGGAUGAGCUGACAGGCUUAUGCUAUGUGGGAAGCAUGGAUGUGAACGCCUUGACUGGAUUUGUGCUGGUGCCUCUGGCUUGCUACCUAAUCAUAGGCACCUCUUUCAUCCUCUCUGGCUUUGUGGCCCUCUUCCAUAUCAGGAGGGUGAUGAAAACUGGUGGGGAAAACACAGACAAACUGGAGAAGCUCAUGGUCAGGAUUGGGGUCUUCUCAGUCUUGUAUACCGUGCCCGCUACUUGUGUCAUUGCUUGCUACUUUUAUGAGAGGCUGAACAUGGAUUACUGGAAGAUCUUGGCCAUGCAACAGAAGUGUAAGGUGAACAACCAGACAAAACACUUGGACUGCACAAUGAGCGAUUCUAUCCCAGCAGUGGAGAUUUUCAUGGUCAAAGUCUUCAUGUUGCUGGUUGUGGGGAUUACCAGCGGCAUGUGGAUCUGGACCUCCAAGACCCUCCAAUCCUGGCAAAGCGUUUGCAGCCAGAGACUCAAAAAGAGGACUCGAAGAAAGCCUGCCAGUGUGAUUGCAAGUAGUGGACUUUACAAAAAGCCCAAAGGUCACCAUGCAAAAUAUGAGCCAGCUUUGCAACCCCCUACCUGUGUGUGAGCAGAAUGUAUAAAAAUAACAACCACCAUAAAUUUUAGGAGGGCAAUAUGUAACCCACUUAAAAAGACUCACAAGUGCUCACAUUAGUACUCAGACGUAAAUAAUAAUAAUGGAUAAAAUUGUGCUUUUAACUCUUCUUUUGUCAGAUAAAUUAAGGGGGAAAUUGAAAUAUUGAAAGUCAAGGUUUGGGGAUCAAACAUUAGGAUGAAGAUACUCGGGGAAAGUUUUUAGUGCAACCAAUACUGACAAUAUCUGGGUCCUUUCAAAAAAUAAUUUGUUUUAAUAGCUUGCUGUUUCAGCCCUCCUGGGUUAAAAGCUGUAUGUAAUGAUUUUUAGCGAAAAUUGGUUUGCAUUUAGAGUUCUAACCAGGUAGAGUUAGGAUUUAUAGAGCAAUGAUUUAAAAAAAAAAAAACUUGAAAGAGAAUUGUGUCCUUUUAGGUAACCAGCCCUUUGAGAGCAGCUUAUGUUCAAUCGGCACAUCAUCUUUUGAAAACAACUUCUGUUCUAACUUUAAGAAAUUCUUUUACCAAACCGCGUUUCAUCCUACCUGCUGGGCACGGAAUUUCUGAAAAUAAGUUCAGUGCAAAAGGUUCACCCCUGCUCAGUCACUGAAGUGAAGUCCUGCGUCAGACCCAAACUUUAGUAAAUAAAAAUGGUGUGCAAUACAGGUUAUCCUCCCUCCCCCCCCAAUCCUUGCCAUGACAUGGUAGAGAAACAAGUGUUUUGCUGUACAUAAAGGCAACAAAAGGGAUCCCUAAACAAAAGAACGAAGGGGUUUAGUCCUUAGAAACCCUUUUAGUGUUACUUUUUUGUGGCUUUUUAAUGGAAAUCAGACACGUUUGGACUGAUUUGUGGAAAAAGAAAAGGGGGGAGGGGAUCAAUUGCAAAAGAUCCAAAGGGGCUUAUUGACUCUUGCUAUUGUUAAACAAAUUUGGAUGCUGAAUAGAUCAAGAAGCACUAGAUUUUUUGCAAAGGGAAACUGUGUCUCAACCUAUGCCCUUUGCUGCAAAGGAGAGGCACAAAUUUAUUUGUGCCGUGUGUGUGUAUGUGUGUGUGUCAGAGAGAGAGAUGGAGAAAGUGUGUGUAUAUAUUAUACAUAUUUGUAAUAUACAAUUAUUUUUCAUGCCCUGCUAUUUUAUUAAAUAAUAAUAAUAAAAUAUGUCCUUUAGUUUGAUGAUAAUGUAAGAGU